AUGGUCUACACGCUCAUCUGCCAUGCACAGGUCAAGCCGGGCUUCGAGGGACAGAUGAAGGCGAAGCUGCAGGAGGCGGCGGCCAUCUAUAAGAAGGACCGCGAGACUGUCGACUGGCUAGUUCACCAGGACGUGCACGACGCGACCAAGUUUGCCAUCGUCGAGCGGUUCGAAAACGAGGGGAGCCAAAAGUACCAUCUCGAGAAUCCGUACUGGGCCACUUUCAACCCAGCCGUCGAGCCCUGGCUUGCCAAGCCCAUCGAGAUUCUCCGCUUCAAUGAGCUGUAG
This is a messenger RNA of Acaromyces ingoldii, 288 nucleotides long. RefSeq lists its product as hypothetical. The transcript has 4 exons. The record is from RefSeq and is a predicted model, not a curated record. Bases 1 to 288 code for a protein of 95 amino acids. NCBI's taxonomy places the organism in Eukaryota, Fungi, Basidiomycota, Exobasidiomycetes, Exobasidiales, Cryptobasidiaceae.